This is a messenger RNA of Eruca vesicaria subsp. sativa (arugula), 723 nucleotides long. The record is from the annotation of a GenBank genome assembly. Lineage: Eukaryota; Viridiplantae; Streptophyta; Magnoliopsida; Brassicales; Brassicaceae.
UAAUAACAUCGUCAUUACUCCUUUCUUGUCUCUCACGCAAAACGCUUCGCUUCAAAACAAAAACAGAGAUAAAGACGAAGAGACUUGCUGUUCUCGUUUCCCACGCGGAUUUAACUUGAGUUUGUUUCUCAGACAGAAAUAUUGAGAUCUGAACGUGUGCAUGCAGUGGAAUCUGCAGAGAAAAUCGUAGAGAGUGGGGUAGAUAUAUAAAUGACAAGCUCGCUGAUGGACGAUCUCUUGGGACUCCUUAGAAUACGCGUCAAACGUGGCGUCAAUCUCGCCGUCCGUGACAUCAAUAGCAGUGAUCCUUACAUCGUCGUCAAAAUGGGCAAACAGAAAGUGAAGACUCGUGUCAUUAACAAAGACGUGAAUCCAGAAUGGAAUGAAGACCUGACUCUCUCCGUCACAGACCCUAGUCUUACCGUCCUCUUGACGGUGUACGACCAUGACAUGUUUAGCAAGGACGACAAGAUGGGUGAUGCAGAGUUCGAGAUAAAGCCGUAUAUCGAGGCUUUAAGGAUGCACCUUGAUGGACUUCCUAGUGGAACCAUUGUGACCACGGUUCAGCCAUCUCGUCGCAACUGUCUAGCCGAGGAGUCUAAAGUCACUUGGAUCGACGGUAAGCUCGUCCAGGAUCUCGUUCUCAGAUUACGACACGUUGAAUGUGGAGAGGUCGAGGCUCAGCUUCAGUGGAUUGACCUCCCUGGCUCCAAGGGUCUAUGA